Acipenser ruthenus (sterlet) is the source of this 6712-nucleotide messenger RNA. RefSeq names its product DENN domain-containing protein 5B-like. The record is from RefSeq and is a predicted model, not a curated record. The transcript has 23 exons. NCBI's taxonomy places the organism in Eukaryota, Metazoa, Chordata, Actinopteri, Acipenseriformes, Acipenseridae. Gene Ontology annotation, molecular function: small GTPase binding; guanyl-nucleotide exchange factor activity. Bases 572 to 4315 code for a protein of 1247 amino acids.
AACCAGAUAGCCAAUAAACACCGGAAAAACUGUGGAAAUGGUUAAUCUAUUCAUGUUAACUUUACCCUUUUCCCAUUAAAAAAAAGUAAAACCUACUACAAAAAUAAUAAUAAAAACAUUUCCCAGUGCUGCUGGGCAAUGUCCCGCCUUCCUGACUUGUAUCUAUCAUUGAUUAGUUCUGAAUACUUUAAACCUGUCCCAACUACUGAUUGACAGCACAUUCCUAUAUUUCUAUUGGAGACUCCACUUAUGAGAUUUAAAACGAGAUUACAAUCAGGAUGGAGGCUUGUUAGCGGGAUUUAAAGAUGUAUUACAGUUAAGAUAUAGAGGAUUUCAAACAGAAUUGUGGCGAAAUGUACAAAAAUGCCUACACACAAAAACCCCAGAAGAAUGUGCCCGUGACCAUAGGGAUUUCGUUGUGGAAGACAGCAAACGAAAGAGGAAAGAAGAUACAACUUGAGUGUGGGAAAACUUUGAACAGAGCCCUCUGAGAAGAACAUUCAAGUCCAAAGUUUUAGCGCAUUUCCCAGAGACUAUUGAAUGGAACCCCUUUGACCAAGAUGCUGUUAAUAUGCUCUGCAUGCCCAAAGGCCUCUCCUUCCGGACCCAGGUGGACAACCGUGAGCCACAGUUCCACUCGUACCUCAUAACCCGGGAAGAUGGCUCACGCACGUACGGCUUUGUGCUGACGUUCUACGAGGAGGUGACCAGCAAGCAGAUCUGCACAGCCAUGCAGACGCUCUACCAGAUGCACCACGCUGAACACUUGGGCAGCGUCUGUGCCUCGUCUUCCUGCAGCAUGGACUCCCUGGCCAGCAGCUUGGAUGAAGGCGACGCCACCUCUCUCAACAAGCUCCACUGCUGCAGCUCCUAUGAUAUGAGCCGCGAUACCCUCUACGUCUCCAAGGCCCUCUGCCUCAUCACCCCGCUGCCCUUCAUGCAGGCCUGCCGCAAGUUCCUCACCCAGCUGCACCGGGCCGUCAGCUCCCAGCAGCCACCGCCCCUCCCCCUGGAGAGCUACAUCCACAACAUCCUGUAUGAGGUGCCCCUGCCUCCCCCCGGCCGCUCCCUGAAGUUCCAUGGAGUGUACGAGCCCAUCGUGUGCCAGAGACCCAGCCCCAGUGAGCUGCCCCUCGCAGACUACUCACUGAAGCAGGUCUUUGAGCUGUUGGGCGUGGAGAACCUAGUGCAGGUUUUCACCUGCAUCCUGCUGGAGAUGCAGAUCCUGCUCUACUCACAAGAUUACCAGCGGUUGAUGACAGUGGCAGAAGGGAUCACAACGCUGCUCUUCCCAUUCCAAUGGCAACACGUGUACGUUCCCAUCCUCCCAGCAUCCCUGCUUCACUUCCUCGAUGCCCCUGUGCCCUACCUGAUGGGGCUUCAGUCAAAGGAAGGAACCGACCGCUCCAAGCUGGAGCUGCCACAGGAGGCAAAUCUCUGCUUUGUGGACAUUGAUAACCACUUCAUCGAGCUCCCAGAGGACUUCCCACAGUUCCCCAAUAAGCUGGAAUUCAUCCAGGAGAUCUCGGCAGUCCUGCUCCAGUUUGGGAUUCCUCCCGAGGGCAGCCUGCACUGCAGCGACAGCGCCACCCAGCUGAAGAGCCUGGCGCUGCACGACCUGGUCAAUGACAAGAAGAAUGGCAACCUUCCUGGUGAUGCCCUGGCCGUCUUCGAGCUGCUGCAGGGCAAUGCCACGCUGGAGCGGCUGCAGGCCCUGGCAAAGCGCACAGGGGUGACAGUGGGGCGCAUGCCGGCGCUGGGCGGCAGCACAGUUAAGGAGAAGGACAGCAGGCUACAGUGUGAGGAGGAGGAGCUGCGAGAAGCCACGCUCAACGUGCAGGUCCGCGAGGUUUUUGCCAACCGCUUCUCGCAGAUGUUCGCUGACUAUGAGGCAUUCGUUAUCCAGAGCGCUACGGACUUGGAAUCCUGGCUUACCAACCGUGAGCAAAUGCAUAACUUCGACAAGGCCUCGUUCCUGUCAGACCAGCCUGAGCCAUACCUCCCCUUCCUCUCCCACUUCAUUGAGACGCAGAUGUUCGCCACUUUCAUCGACAACAAGAUCAUGUCACAGUGGGAGGACAAGGAGCCCCUGCUCAGAGUUUUCGAUUCUCGCAUCGAGAAGAUGAGGCUCUAUAACGUGCGCAUCCCUAACCUCCGCUCCUCCAACUACCAGAAAAGCACCAUCUUAAAGGAAUCGGCCCAGUCUAUUGAGCAGCGGCUAAUGAAGAUCGAUCACACAGCUAUCCACCCGCACCUGCUCGAUAUGAAGAUCGGGCAAGGCAAGUACGAGCAGGGCUUCUUUCCAAAGCUGCAGGCCGAUGUGCUGGUGGCAGGACCAACCAAUAACAACAGGUGGGCCAGUCGGACAGGGACAGCCCAGCGAAGGAAAGACCGCCUCAGACAACAUUCCGAGCACCUGGGCCUGGACAAUGAUUUAAGAGAGCAAGUAGAGGGGUGUCUGGUCCUGCAGAACUCAAUGGCAUUCUGGGAGUGGGAUCAGGGCCCACCCCCUCCCAUACGACCACCUAAAAAAUCCUUCUCUGCCUGCUGUCUGAAAUACAUGCAGGAGGCCAGGAGUUUAGGGAAGAACUUGAGACAGCCCAAACUGUCGGACCUCUCCCCUGCCGUCAUUGCACAGACCAACUGGAAAUUUGUGGAGGGGCUGCUUAAAGAAUGCAGAAUGAAGACUAAGCGAAUGCUGGUGGAGAAGAUGGGCCAUGAGGCGGUGGAGCUGGGCCACGGAGAGGCCAACAUAACAGGGCUGGAGGAGAACACGCUCAUCGCCAGUCUUUGCGACCUGAUGGAACGGAUCUGGAGUCACGGGCUGCAGGUCAAACAGGGGAAAUCUGCCUUGUGGUCUCAUUUGCUUCAGUACCAGGAGAGGGAAGAGAAACUGGAGCAAACAGCAAUCUCUCCAGUUUUGCUAGGACCAGAGAGACGAAAAUCUGAGACAGGAUUGACCAUGCCUUUCCUCCGGGUGUCCCUUAUUCAGGACAUGAGGCACAUCCAGAACGUGAGUGAAAUAAAGACGGAUGUGGGUCGAGCUCGUGGCUGGAUCAGGCUCUCGCUGGAGAAGAAGCUGCUCUCCCAGCACCUAAAACAGCUGCUGUCCAACCAGGCAUUAACAAAAAAGCUGUAUAAGCGUUAUGCUUUCCUCCGCUGUGAAGAAGAGAAGGAGCAGUUCCUCUAUCACCUCCUCACGCUCAACACGGUUGAUUACUUCUGCUUCACUAGUGUCUUCACUACCAUCAUGAUACCCUACAGAGCAGUGAUCAUCCCCAUAAAGAAGCUGAGCAAUGCCAUCACCACCUCAAACCCCUGGGUCAGUGUCUCGGGAGAGCUGGGGGACUCAGGAGUGAUGCAGAUUCCAAAGAACGUGCUGGAGAUGACCUUCGAUUCUAGCUUUCGGCCCAGACGCUCCACAGUGUCUGCAUUAUUCAAGUGUCAAAAUCUAGGAAAGCUGACGACAGCUCAAAUCGGACAUGACAACUCUGGUCUGUUAGCGAAGUGGCUGGUGGACUGUGUGAUGGUCAGGAAUGAGAUCACAGGACACACUUACAAGUUCCCGUGUGGCCGCUGGCUGGGGAAGGGUGUUGACGAUGGGAGCCUGGAGAGAAUACUGAUUGGAGAGUUGCUCAUCCCGUGUGCCGACGAGGACGUGAGCAAGCAGUGCAGGACCCCACCACUGCAGCGCUCCCCCACACAAACGCGCCGCCUCAGCAUCACCUCACUGGCAGGCAGGAACAAGCCGAAUGCUGGCCAAAUUCAGGAGGCCAUCGGGGAAGCUGUGAAUAAUAUUGUAAAACACUUUCAUAAACCUGAAAAGGAGAGAGGAAGUCUCACGAUCCUGCUGUGUGGUGAGAACGGUCUGGUCUCUGCUCUGGAGCAGUUUUUCCACCACGGGUUCAAAUCCUCCCGCAUUUUCCAGAAGAACGUCUUUGUCUGGGAUUUCAUAGAGAAAGCCGUGGCCUACUUUGAAAUGACCGAUCAGAUUGGGGACACUGAGGAGGAAACGGAAGCAUUCAGAUCCAUGUGUAAAGUAUUCUGUCAUUAUGCGAACGCCAUCAACGUAACCCCAAGGAACAUUGGAAAAGAUGGAAAAUUCCAGUUUCUUGUUUGUCUUGGGGCAAGGGACCACUUGCUUCCUCAAUGGAUCCCGCUCCUGGUGGAAUGCCCUCUAAUCACAAGGAUGUAUGAAGAAUAUGCUCUGCUGCGGGACCACCUGACAGUGAAUUCCCUCAUUCGGGUGCUACAGACAGUCCAUGAGUUCAAUAUUACACUGGAAUCCUCGCUGGUCAAAGGAAUAACCCUGUAGCCUUACUGUAUGUUAAAAAAAAGACUGGCUGCCAUUCUGUCUACAUUCUACACGGUCUACAUUCUGAGAAUACUGUAGGGACCUUUUUCUGGCCCAAAUUGCUGCUGGUAGUGUAACACUGGAUGUCAAGUGACAUUUAAUAGAUUGAAAACAAAAGAAGACAUCAAAGACUGGGCCACAAGACCUGGGACAAAGCAUAGUGGCCUGGUCAGGAAGUAAUGUAUAAAGCUGAAUGUAGUAUUACCUAGCUUGUUUAAAGAAACAUUGACAUUUAGUAAGAAUAUAAAAUAUUUUUCAUGUGUUUAGAUGUGUGUAAAUACGUUUUCAAUAAAAAUAAAAGGUUAAUACACUGCUAAGAUGAGUUUACCAGAAAACAAAAGACAAACAUGUUCUUGUGUAAUGUAAUGUGUUUUGCUGACUAUUUAGUUCAGAGAAUCUUCAGCUAUUGCUAGAAGGCAUGCUAUCAGUCACACUUGAUUGAUGGUUCUGUUCUGUUUGCUUUAAACAUGCCAUAGUUACUGCUCGGGAAUUCAAGUGUAGUCACUGGGCAAUAACGUUUUUUUUACAUUGGAUUAGUCAUCAAUAUCAGACUAGUGGCAAGCCCAAGAUUUUUUGAUGAUGAAACUGUAUUACAGUAGAUCUAUCGCCACAGAUAUUGAUGCCUUAUCAGUGUGAUAAACAUACCACUUUUAUGGAAUGGCCCUAAUGUGCAAAUGUGUCCUUUUCUGGAGCAAUUGAUGCACAGCGUGCCUUCUCCAUCACAAGAUCAAAUCAAAGUUAUCAGCCACUGCAUAAGGAUGUGUUGUGGCUAUGAGACCUUCUCUUGCCUGGAGGUUUGAAGUUUACUGCUGCUGUCAAUGCAAGCUUGAAAUAUCAGCACUGAAUGGCUUUUCUUUGUGGUCCAAUUGGAGAUUUCCGUGUUUCUUUUACAGCAACUGGGACCCUCCAGUACAGAACACUGCUCUGGUUAUAAUGGAACAUUAAGGCAUCAGUAUAUCAUCAUAACUCAUAAUAAUGUUUGUGCUGGAAACAGGAUGUAUAUAUUUUUUGUAUCAGAACUGGAAACGUACGUUGAAUUUCACUGGAACAGAAUUGCAUUAAAAUAUAUAUUAUCCCAGACCUAGUGUAUUAAAUCAGUUACAUAUAUAUAUUUUAUUACAUCAUAGGUAAAAAGUUGUGGCUGAUGAUUUACCUUGCUAUUAACUUGUGCAAUUAAAGGCCCAGCAAGAUUGCCAUGUUUUGUGAGGGCUGUUCUAGUUCAAUCAGCUUGGCCCUGUUUAAGAAGUAGGGUGAAUAUAUAAAGUUCCAGUUUUAGUCUCAUAGAAGGCUACACUCGUCCCAUCACUACAAUAGAUCUAAAAACAUGCUGCACUUUACACCACAAUACAUUGCUUAUGCCUAUCUGGCUGUCGAUGGUCUUGCAUAUUACAAAUAGUAUUAAAGGCUCCUGAUACACAGUGUAUUCAUGUCUUUUAGUGCAGCGGUGGUACUCUAAUGAAACCUAAAUAAAUGUGCCAAGCAAGUUUUAAAAGGGUUGUGCACUAUUCAUAAGUCAACUAAAUCAACUAGGUAGCCAGGUGUACAGCUUUUGGAGUGUCAUGGAAUGAUAUUUCAUUCGAGUUUGUACAGUUGUCUUGCAUUUAAUUUGUGUUGUCCUUUAAUUAAUGUGGAUGUGCUUUGUGGUGUGCUCAAUUUCAAUACAAAUAUCAUUCUCCCUACUCUGCAACUGAUCCUACCAAUUGUCCAAUGCAAGAUUGUGUGUAAAUUAAAUGUCAGGCCUGUCCGAUAUCACGGCUUUUAAGGGAAUCCUAAUCAUUAAAUGGGGCAAACAGAAUGUGUUGGGCUGUGCAAUCUAUGUAUGUUUGUAGUUUGUACAAACUUGAUUUUAAAAUAUCAUUUGUUCACGUUACUUUUAAUUUUAAUAAAACUAGGCUUUUAAAUGUGUUUUAGUCUAAAAUAUUUGUAUUAACUUUCAACUUGCUACACCUUUUAGAUGUUAGUCUUAGAGGGUAGCAAUAUAUAUAUAUAUAUAUAUAUAUAUAUAUAUAUAUAUAAUAUAUAUAUGGAUUUGUGCAGCUAAUAUUGUGGAACAUGGUUCCUAACAGCUAUUCACAGUUUAAAUGGAAAGGUUUGCAGUGAUCAAUUACAGUAUAUGUUUACCCCUGGAAGAAAUUAUGUGAAACGGAUUAAAAAAAACAGUAUUUAAAGCAUUGCUGUCUUUUUUUUCAGGAUAUCAAUGUGUGCACUGCAUAAAUAAACACAGUUGUGUGUCUUUUUUUAUGUUUAUUUGUAUUAAUUAAACUUACGCUCUUGUGUCAGUGCAGUAAAAUGUCUGUUCACAUCACUGUUAUGUUGUAAUAUUUAUGAAACAUUUCAUUAAAAAAGCUUUGUUCUUUA